AUGGGCAAACAUUCGGCUUUUGAUGAUUCAGACGAGGAAGAGCAGCACGCCGAAGAAGGGCCACAAGAGGUCGCCCCACCUGAGACCGGGGCAGCGUCCUCCGGGCAGACGACGAGGACGCCCGUCGAGAGUUCCAGGAGGGGGAGCUCCUCCGGCCGACCCUCAGGUCACUUGAAGAGGAAAAGGGAAGUCCCGAAGGUCGUGGAGGUGGAUCCGCUGUCUUUCAGCCUCCCAGCGAUCCAUGAGUUAUCCUCCCUCGACGACCUCCUGAAGGAAGGAUAUGCAGAUCCGGGUCGGGGUACCGAUUUAUUUGAGGAUGUACCCGCGGGCCACGCUCAACUAACCUUCGACCCUCCUCGGGUCGAAUGCUCGGAGUUACCCGAGGCCGGGGCAGCGAGGUUGGAGGACGGCAUGAGACAGGCCGUGCAGGCAGUCAACACAUUUGUGACCAUAUGUACGGGCUUGGGAGAGCAGCUGGCCUCGGCCCAGAGGACGGCCGCGAGUGAGGCCAACAGGGCCAGAGAUGCGGAGGUCAUGUUCAAGGCCUCGGAAGGGAAAAGAGCGCGUCUGGAAGAGGAGAGGAAGCGCUUGGAAGAGGAGGUUGCGAGGAUGAAGGCACAGCUCGCGGACGCGGAGCUGACCCACCGCCUUCAGAUGGAAAGUUUGCUGGCCACGAGUGUCCCAAAGUCCCGACUGGACACGUACAUCUUGGCGGGGGUCCAGCGGUACCUGGGGUCGCCCGAGUUCGCCCUCAGAAUAAACGAUGUUAUGGACCCUGCUAUGGAAAGGGGGGCGAGGAAGGUCGUCUUGGAAAUCGCGGUGGCCCAGAAGAAGAAUGAGCACAUCCAGCCCAUCCUUGAAAAGUAUGCCGAUAGGGAAAAGAAAGGGAAGACAUCUGCGGUGCGAUUGCCGGUGCAAGGCCCGGAAACACUUCCGGGAUAUGGAUUUUGCCACUCUCCCUAUCAUGCAGCAGAUUUUCGGAGCCUGUGCCUCCGUUUCGAAGCCCGAGGACAUCCUGAACAUUCUGGGCAGUCCCUCGUUCGUCUUUCAGAUGCCGAGGGGGACAAAAACGCCUCCCAACACGCCACCGGGACCGGAGGAGGAACCGGAGGUCUCGAAGGGCAACUCGAAGAUGCUUUGCAAACCUUUAGGGCCUCGGAGUUGUAUGAGGCACGUAAGGCUGUUCUCGAGGCGAAGGCUGAGAACGACCGGUUGGAUAAGUUAUGGCGGGAUACGGAGGCUUAUUGGGAAGACCACCUAAAGAAUUCUAUACAAUUGGAGAUGUUGGCUAACAAUCGCCUUCGGACAUUCGAAGCCAAGAUACGGAAGAAGAAGAAGGACGAGGGUUUAGCCGAACCCGAUCCGGAAGAUUUUAUCCCCCGUAACUACUUUGAGAGCGUGCUGGUACACCUCCGGAAGGCUUACGCCUUGGUUGCCGUGAAGUGGGAUCGUUCCUCUAAUAAGAUCAAGGCUCUUCGGGCAUAUGCUGGUCAGCUUCAGACAGUUUUGGAAAGCGCGAUAUUCUUCAUCGUGGAGAUGGGGAAGGAGUAUGACUUCGCAGCAUUGUGGCCCGAACCCUGUCCAGCUAUGCGAGACGAGCCCACUUCUCCGACUCGUGAGGCGGAACGCUUGAUGUAUGAGAACGACGCUUUGUUCUUUGAGUUGGGUCGGGGGUCUCGUUAA
Oldenlandia corymbosa var. corymbosa is the source of this 1683-nucleotide messenger RNA. NCBI's taxonomy places the organism in Eukaryota, Viridiplantae, Streptophyta, Magnoliopsida, Gentianales, Rubiaceae. The record is from the annotation of a GenBank genome assembly.